This is a messenger RNA of Camelina sativa (false flax), 900 nucleotides long. The record is from RefSeq and is a predicted model, not a curated record. NCBI's taxonomy places the organism in Eukaryota, Viridiplantae, Streptophyta, Magnoliopsida, Brassicales, Brassicaceae.
AUGUUGAAUCUUGUACAACUGAGGUAUACCGACACCUCUCUGUUCAUCCUCCAACGCGGCAAGACGUUUGUCUAUCUCUUAGUAUACGUCGACGAUAUUCUCAUCACUGGUAAUGACAAUUCCUCCAUUCAACGAGUUCUUCACUCCCUUGCUGAUCGAUUCUCCGUCAAGGAUCCAAAGGAGCUUAAUUACUGUCUCGGCAUUGAAGCUCAUCGCACUGUUAAAGGUUUGCAUCUUUGUCAGCGCAAGUAUAUCAUCGACUUACUUCAGCGUUACAACAUGCUCUAUGCCAAACCCGUUGCAACUCCGAUGGCCUCUUCUCCGAAGCUUACUCUCAAGUCCGGUUCUCCUCUUCCCGAUGGAACUGACUAUCGCAGUCUUGUUGGCAGCUUACAAUAUCUUUCAUUUACAAGGCUCGAUAUCAGCUAUGCCGUCAACCGCUUGUCUCAAUUUAUGCACCGCCCAACUCAAGAACACUGGCAAGCUGCAAAACGGGUACUUCGUUAUCUAGCGGGAACAACAACUCAUGGUCUUUUCUUUGCUGCCAAGAAUAACCUUGCUCUCCAUGCUUACUUCGAUGCUGAUAGGGCAGGCGACAGGGAUGACUAUGUUUCAACAAACGCCUAUAUUGUUUACAUGGGUACUCAUCCUGUCUCCUGGUCCGCAAAGAAGCAGAAAACGGUUGCUCGCUCUUCCACUGAAGCCGAAUACAGAGCUAUUGCCAAUACCUCUGCAGAACUUCGUUGGAUUUGUAAUCUCUUAACCGAGCUGGGUGUCUAUAUCCGUGUCAUACCGACAGUUUACUGUGAUAACGUUGGUGCCACCUUCCUCUGUGCAAACCCCGUUUUUCACUCCCGCAUGAAGCACCUUGCUUUAGAUUAUCAUUUUGUUAGAGGCUAG